CAAAAUUCGGACAAUCCAGUUGAAAUCGGAUCUCUCCUUUAACUACCCAACUUUUCGAAUUCCUUCAUUCACGACUCCACUCUCCCUCGUUCAAUUCCCGUUAAUUAUUCUUCUCCCUCAAGUGCAACUAAGGAUAACUCGAUUCUGGAAUCAUAAUGGUUCGUACAAAGAACCCAAGCUAUGUGGAAAAAUCGAAUCCCCCAGCAGAUCUCGAAGAAGAAGCAACUCGUGGAGAUGAAUCAGAACGUGAUUCCGAUAAAACGGACUCAAUUGAGAAGUCAAAUGAUAAGGAUUCAUCGGAAUCUGAGGAUGAAUCCGAUGUAAUGCAACCUUUGAGUAUGUACUUUGAUUACUCCCAGUAUACGAAGCCUUUCAAGAUGUCUGGAAAGUGUUAUAUUUCAGAGGCGGUAAACUUAUUAGGCGGUCAUCUUAAGGAAGAGGAGUUGGAUUGGUUCUUAGGGCACCCACAGUUCAAGCAUUUCUUCCAUAUGCCUAAGGAUUCGAAUCAUAAGUUGAUGGGUAUGUGGAUGUUGUUGCUUCGCACAGCGCAUUUGGAGAAGAAAAAUGAAUGCUGGUUCAUUGUUAAUGGGACUCCCAUCCGGUAUUCUCUCAGAGAAAUGGCAAUCAUUUCUGGGUUAUAUUGCCAUCAGUAUCCAAAAUUCAAGGAUGGUUUGGGCAGUUUAAAUUUUGCUCGGAAGCAAUUUAAAGGUGGACAAAUAAUACAAUAUGGAGAUGUCAAAGCGAAGCUACUUUCGAUGAAGAAACUUUCAGAGGAUCGUUUGAAGAUGGCUAACAUUCCCUUGGGGUCGAAUGGCAUUUGA
Molecule: messenger RNA, 821 nt
Organism: Camelina sativa (false flax)
Lineage: Eukaryota; Viridiplantae; Streptophyta; Magnoliopsida; Brassicales; Brassicaceae
Source: RefSeq, a predicted model, not a curated record